CAGCCCCCAAAGUGUGGGAUGCGCCUGAAGGGUCAUUGACGACGCCGGGAAAGGCGGGGGGGGGCUGGCUCGCUUGACCCUCCUCCUCCUCCUCCCCCUGGGAGAAAGGCAGGCUCGCCGGGACAGAGCCCAGAGGCUUCGGAGGCGAUGGUGACUACAGAGAGCUCCGAGGGCGGAGGAGCGAGAAAGAUGCUGAAGCCCCUGGUGGAGAAGCGCCGGCGUGACCGUAUCAAUAGGAGCCUGGAGGAAUUGCGCCUGCUCCUUCUGCAAAGAACCCAAUGCCAGACUCUGAAGAAUCCCAAGGUGGAGAAGGCAGAGAUCUUGGAGAUUGCCGUAGGACACCUGCAGGAGAUGAACUCUGCUAAACCCCAGGGAGCUGACCUUUCUGAAGACGGGACUCUCCAGACAUGUUACAUGAUAGGAUUUCGGGAAUGCCUGCUAGGCCUGGCAGCCUUCAUCCAACAAGCCCACCCUUCGGUCCAGAGCCACCUGUUGGAUACCUUGCAUCUCUACCUCGCCUCCAAGCCGGAACCUCAGAACCAAGACUGGAGUCUGGCCAUCUUCUCUCCUAGCUCUUCCUCGGAGGAAUCGCCUCCAAGGACACCCGAGGGCUUCUGCUCGCCCGAGAAGAAGUUGAACGGACCGUUACAGAGUCCGGACCCCCCAUGUUCCAGCACGGGACAACUUGGAAGCCAACAGAGACACAGCCACAAGAGUGCUACCUUGACCAAAAGAAUUUUGCCCCCGCCGCCAGCUUUUUGGCGGCCUUGGCCCUAAAGUGUGGAGUCUCCUGCCCUCACCUCUGCCCAAACAUUUCUGUACAUAAUGAAACCGUCGUGAUGAGAUCACACUGGCAGGUGACUUUGCAAUAUAUAGUAUCACAGAUGUAACCCGAUCACAUAAAUGUAGCACUCUCCUCUGAGAAAGCUAAAUGAUUUCUUAGGGACUAGUAGCUUGGGCCUUCACCUAGUGACUCAACAGUAUCUACACACCUAGCACAGUGGGCGGGGUUGUGUGGGGGUUUUUUGUUUGAGGUCAGGUUAACCCCAAAAGAUCCAAAAGCAAAAAGGUGGUUUGCAGACUGGUGCUUUGGACUCCUGAGAGGACUUUGGAGGUAAGUAAAGGGUUGUUUGGAAGCAGGAUCACCAGUUCAUUUUCUGAGUGAGACACGUUUGCCUCUGUUCAGCUGUUGAGGGGCAGGGAGAAAUCCAGGGCAUGCAACUUCUCCCACCACUGAUGCUCUGCAAUGGGAAAAGCUGGACUCACUGGAGCUGCGAAAGCUCUGGAAACUGUUUUAAGGAAUCACAGAAUCAUAGUAGAGUUGGAAGGGGCCUCUAAGGCCAUCAAGUCAAACCCCUUGUUCAAUGCAGGAAUCCAAAUCAAAGCAUUCCCGAAGAUGGCUGUCCAGCUGCCUCUUGAAUGCCUCCAGUGUUGGAGAGGCGCUUGCAAGUUGCAACCUGCAGGGUAAGGGCCCAAAGGAGCAUAUCAACUGCUUUGCUUAACCGUCAGCAUCCUGGUAAGCUAGAGGUGUUCACUUUUUUUGUCUUGUGUAGGCAACAUGCCUUUUGCCGAAUGAUCAUGACCCCAGUAGUGGACUUUCGAGGGCCGGGAUGGGGAACCUGUGGCCCACCAGGUCUUGCUGGACUCCACUCCCGUCAUCCCUGAGACAACUGGCCCUACUGGCUGAUGGGAAAUGGGGCCUAACAAGACCUGGAAAGCCACAGGUUCGUCAUCCUUGUUCUAGGGGACAACAAAGGGACGAUCUGGGCUCCAACUGGGAGAAACGGCAGCAUAGAAAUCUAAUAAAUAUAUAAAUAAAACAGACCUUGUUAGAAACUGGAGUGGAAGAGACUGUCUCUGAAUGUAACAUACAGGAAAUCUGAUUUUCAUACACCUGUGUAUACAUCAUAAUUCCUGUAGAAUUAAGGUUGUUUGCUUUUGGAUGCGUGAGUGACUGAGUGUGUGCCUGAAUUUCCAAAUCUGUAUAUUUGCAAACAUGUCACUACUACAUGUGUGUUUGAAAUCAAAACAAGUAAUUUUUCCCUAUUUAGUUCUUUUAAAAAUAGCUUUAAUUGCCUUUUCUCUUUUCUGCAAACUUUCAGGUAUUUCUAAAAAAAUUUUUUUUUAAAGGUAUUGGCUUGUAUUUGGAAGUUCUCAUUUUUGGUUGGUUGUUUAAAUCAUCCCUGCAGGUGGCUUCUUGCAUUGAAAUCUAUAUGUACCAUAUAAUAAAA
Molecule: messenger RNA, 2231 nt
Organism: Rhineura floridana
Lineage: Eukaryota; Metazoa; Chordata; Lepidosauria; Squamata; Rhineuridae
Gene: HES7
Product: hes family bHLH transcription factor 7
Exons: 4
Coding region: 148-777 (209 amino acids)
Biological process (GO): regulation of transcription by RNA polymerase II; anterior/posterior pattern specification; regulation of neurogenesis
Cellular component (GO): nucleus
Molecular function (GO): RNA polymerase II cis-regulatory region sequence-specific DNA binding; protein dimerization activity; DNA-binding transcription factor activity, RNA polymerase II-specific
Source: RefSeq, a predicted model, not a curated record